Messenger RNA from Camponotus floridanus (Florida carpenter ant), 3782 nucleotides. RefSeq names its product ubiquitin carboxyl-terminal hydrolase 36 (gene scny). Gene Ontology annotation, molecular function: cysteine-type deubiquitinase activity; cysteine-type endopeptidase activity. The transcript is spliced from 7 exons. Gene Ontology annotation, cellular component: nucleus; cytosol. Bases 458 to 3115 code for a protein of 885 amino acids. Gene Ontology annotation, biological process: protein deubiquitination; regulation of apoptotic process. NCBI's taxonomy places the organism in Eukaryota, Metazoa, Arthropoda, Insecta, Hymenoptera, Formicidae. The record is from RefSeq and is a predicted model, not a curated record.
UUCUUCGGAUAGCGAAUGCAAAUGGCUGUCGCGAUCGCGGUGUACGUGAGUAUGUCGUCUCCCGUUCCCGCGUGUCCGACACGAGCGAGCGUAAAAUCGUCAAGUACGAUCGAUAUGUGAUGAUCGGCGCGUCGGUUCGCUCGGGUAUCAAAGAGGGUAUCGUUUCGCGCGACGUGAGGACGUGUAAAAUUUAAGUACGAGAUAUAAUAAACGGCCGCACGCGGGAAAUCCGCUCGUGACGGGGGGGACUCCGGUAACCGCGUUGGAGACGGGUAAACGCGCGUUAUCGUAUGUGUGAUGAAUCGAUAGCGAUUCCGUCGUCGGAAUUCGAAGGGGAUCAACGUCGGAUUCCUGUCGGUAUUUUUCUCGACGAUAGUAAUUAUUCGAGCAUCCAUAUAUUGCCGAGGGUGUGUCUGUGUGAUUGAUAAAUAAGGAAAUUUUCAAACGAUACAUUAAAAUGCCUGCAGUCAGCGUCUGCGAUCCUAUUGUGGCUAGACUCCACUGCGCUUUGAACAGCACUUCGUCUAAAACUACAGACGAUCUGUCGAUUGAAUUAGUCGGCAACGCUUCUCGAAUUAUGCAAACGGAGAUCCGUUACGAAGAAUUAAAGGAUUAUCAAGCAGCGAAUCAGGUGCAAGCUAAUUGCAACAUUUUUCUCAAUUUAUCCGAUAAUUUAGAAGAGAGCAAAGUCAAGGACGGCACAAGUUAUAAAAAAAAGAAUGAUGCGAAUAAAAGACCAGUCUUGCCAGAGCCAACUGUCACUUUAUAUUCUCCUAAAAAAGUCCAGCUGGGAUGGAAAGGCACGUUCCCAGUCGGAGCAGGCAUGUACAAUAUCGGGAAUACAUGUUACCUGAAUAGUACUCUUCAAGCGUUAUUUCAUGUUCCGGCUCUUGUCAACUGGUUAUUAUCGGAUCCGCAUCAUAAUUCCAAGAUGGAACAAAAUGAUGGAAAUGGAGAAUGCCUUACAUGCGCGGUGGCCAAGACUCUGCAAUUUAGUCAUCAGAAAUCUGGGGGUGCGAUCAAGCCAUUUUAUAUAUUUAAUAAAUUAAAGCUCAUUUGCCGAACUAUGGUGCCUGGACAACAAGAAGAUGCUCACGAAUUUUUACGUUAUUUAUUGGAAGGAAUGGAACGUACGUAUUUAACUAGGCAUAAAGCGACUAAAUUGGAUAGCUAUUCUAAGGAAACGACACCAAUCAAUCAAAUAUUUGGCGGUUAUAUACGUACUGAAGUAAAGUGCCUGCAAUGUCAACAUGUAUCUACCACAUUUCAACAUUUUCAGGAUUUGCUCGUGGAUAUACGUAAGGCGAAUACAUUGGACGAAGCGUUAAAUAGUUACUUCAGUAGAGAACAAUUGGAUAACAAUGAUUAUAAAUGUGAAGCUUGUAAGAGAAGAGUUCCUGCCACUAAACAAUUUACAUUGGAACGCCCGCCAAAAGUAUUGUGCGUACAAUUGAAGCGAUUUAGCGUUUUAGGAGGAAAAAUAUCUAGACACAUUGGUUUUAAACAAACUAUAGAUAUGAGCCCGUACUUGUGGAGAGAACCGGGAGAAUCUCCCAGACCGCUUACCUACAAACUCAUGUCGAUGGUGACGCACAUGGGCCCCUCUGUAAAUUGUGGCCAUUAUACGGCGAUCGCCCAAGUAUCGAGCGGUCAAUAUUAUUCCUUCGACGACUGUUGCGUUCGUCCAAUAAGCCUUAAUAAUGUGUUAAGUACAAAUGCGUACAUUAUGAUCUUCGAGAUGGAAAAUUACAAUCAGAAUUCGCCAUCAACGGCAAAAGUGAACGGUACGACAUCUGUGAAGAAUAUCGUGUCGACUACGCCACUAUCCAAUUCUAUAAUAAAUAAAUCUAUCGCGUUAAAGGCAUCGACAUCUGCAGAAUGCUCCGCGAAUGAAAGCGAAUCGUCAAACAAUGAUGAAUCGAGCAAAUCUCGAACAUUGAUCGGUCCGCAAUUGCCGCCGCAGAGAAACGGCGUAGAAUUAAAUCUUCCUCUAGAAAAGUCUAACGACACCGUUAAUAUACAAUCAUCGCAGAAAAUGCAAGACAAGUCGCAGCCAAGAUUGGUGAUGCAUAUUAAGAAUGGGAAAGUUUUAAAUGGUAACAGUUUAGUACCCUAUGACGUAGAUCCUACUUCCAGUGAAGAGGAAGACAGUUACCCUUCCACUGGGAUAGGGACUUUGAAAAAUCAAAUGUCAAAUAAUACUGCGUCCCGAAUCAAUAUCACAAAUGGUAUGUCAAAGUGUGUCGCUGCGAAAGAUGGAUUAAAAACCACCUCAAAUUCUAAAGAAGCACAGAAGACCAACUCUACCAACUCUAAAAGUAAUGGCAUAUCGACAAUGACACCUCAAGCUACAAUUGUACAAUGUACGAAAACGCAAAAUGAAUCUAAUAAUAGUAAUGGCCGAAUAAGUUUAUUAAAACAUCAAAAUGGAAGAAUAGAAACAAACGGUCAGUCGGAACAACGUGACAAGGAUACGUGGCGCCAAUCUACUGGCAGAACUAAAAACGGACAUGAAGAGAAUGUACCUACAAAGGCUACGAGUAGCGGCAUUAAGAGUUGGCAAGCUUCCAAGGAUCCAUUUUCUUCCACAUUCACUGGAUCGUCUAAUGGAUGGACUGAUAACGGGGAAGACGCCAAGUUAAAUCAAAAUAAUACAACACCGAGUGCUGCAGCUGUGCGAGACUUUAACGGUACCAAUCGCUCGGACACAGUUUCACACUUAUUAAAGAUGUCGCAUCGUGGAUAUGGUAGUACUUCUGUAACCAACUGGAAUGGGAAUAGAACGCAGCUGGAUCGUGAUGUCGAUAACGAUAGACGGGAAGAACGUAAACGUCAUUUUAAUGCGGAUGAUGAAGAAAUGGAUAGGGGUCGCGUAAAGAAAGUCAAGGAUCACUCGAGCCGUCGAUCGUACAAUGAUAGAUCUAACGCAAACUAUAAUUCAUUCCAAGAAUAUCACAAUAACCACAACAACCAAAACAACAAAUCCUGGAAUCGACCUGGAGUUAAUGGUUAUCAUCGAAGACAUUAUUAUAACACGACUUAUAUGCGACAGCGACACGGAAACAAUUAUGGAAGACCGCCGCAUUAUAGAUAUUCUUCUCAUAGAUAUCUAUAGAUAUCGCUCGUGCUCGCGACAUCAAUGAUGGACGUGAGUGUAGGCAAUGGUAAAAGAUUUUAGGCUCUAUGUGGACAAUUCAGAGAAUCAGUGUAAUAACCUGUGUAACAUUGAUUUUUACUUGCUAAAUAUCAUUUUUCAUCACAAGAUUGGAAAUAAACUGUUGAACAGAAUUUCAACAGUGAAUUAUCGGGUUUUAGUUGAUAUAUAUUGACAUAUUGAAGAUAAUGAUUCAUAUUCACGUUUCAAGCAACAUAGUACAUGUUCCUGAGACUCGUGGCAUUUUUUGCUUCUGCUGCAUAAGUUUGGUACACACACGCUUCUAUUAUAAGAAGCAAUCUAUGGGGGAUGAGUAUCGCCAAUUGUACCAAUUUGUGUUCAACGUGAAAUAUUAUAGAAAACUCUAAUUUUUUUCUAACCCUAAAUACGUGCGAAUAACUAAUUGUAAUUUUAAGAUACAUAUUCAUCAUUGAAUUCAACUAAAUGAGAUUUUGAAGAGUGAAAAUCUUACAUGCCAGUGUGAAUAUAAAUUGUGAACGUAAAUUGAUGAACUUGAUUGUAUAUUAUUUAAUACAGCUUAUCAUAGAGUCAUGCAGUUAUCUUUUAGGACAAAUAAAUGACGUAAGAACUGAAUAGCAACAAUUGUUAUCUAAAUUGAUAAAAUUUC